AAUGUGAGUACUAGUAGAGUGCAGCAUCACAGUCACAGCGGCCUAGUCCGUCCGGCAACAUGAACUGCUCCUUGACAGAAACAAACUACCCACGAUGAUAUAUAUCGCUAACAAGGCUUAAGCUAAAUUUGCAAAGCAAGCUAGGAAAUAAUGGCAGUGGUGGACGCCGAGGCUCCCUUUCUCGAGGGCAAGGAGGAGCCACUGGCCGGGGUCUCCGACUUCCGCGGCCGCCCCGUCUACCGCGCCACCUCCGGCGGGUGGCGCUCCGCCAUCUUCGUCGCCGUGGUGGAGGGCGCCGGCAGUUUCGUCUACUACGGCGUGUCGGCGAACUUGAUCACGUACAUGACAGGGCCGCUUGGCCACUCCAACGCGGAGGCGGCCGCGGCGGUGAACGUCUGGACGGGGACGGCCAGGCUCAUGCCGCUGCUGGGCGCCUUCGUCGCCGACUCCUGGCUGGGGCGCUACUGGUCCAUCAUCCUCGCCUGCACCCUCUACGUCCUGGGUUAUGGCAUGAUCACUCUAGCAACCACACUCCUGACUCAGCGACCAUCAUCGACCCUCGACAACGACUCUUCUUCUAACCCUAUGUCACCACAGGUGGCCUUCUUCUAUAUCUCCCUCUAUCUCAUUGCCCUCGCGCAGGGUGCUGACAAGCCUUGUGGACUUGCCUUUGCCGCCGAUCAAUUCGACGCCGACCACCCCAGGGAGUGUGCCGCCCGCAGCUCCUUCUUCAAUUGGUGGCACUUCUCCAUAGCCAUUGGUAUCGCUGUCGCCAUCAUUGUCGUUAGCUACAUCCAGGAGAAUCUUGGUUGGGGAAUUUGUUUUGGCAUGCUCUGCACCGUCAUGAUUUGCGCCUUUGUCGUCUUCCUCGUUGGUAUUCUCACAUAUCGCCUCCACGCAUCCAUCAUUGGCUCCGGCAGCCCCUUUAUCCGUCUCGGUUGUAGUCUCAUCACGCUUGCCAGAAACUCAGGUUUCUCCUUCCAUGCUAAAAGACGCAUGCAUGAAGAUGAAGACGCCACAACCAACUUGGAGGAGGCUCGCGGCGUCUUACGUCUACUGCCGAUCUGGGUUGCAUGUCUAGCUUAUGGUGUGGUGUUCGUGCAGAUCACGACACUUUUUAACAAGCAGGGCCACACCCUAGAUUGCCAUAUCUUUGGUAGCCUAGAGCUGCCACCGGCCAUGUUGCAGGCAUUUUGGCCAGCAUCUGUCUUGUUGUUCGUUCCCUUCUAUGACCGUGUUCUAGUGCCGGCCCUUCGUUGUCUGACGGGUACUCCAUCUGGGCUGACACAACUUCAACGAGUAGGCACAGGCAUGGCUGUGUCGCUUGCAGCGAUGUGCGUGGCGGCAUUGGUGGAGACCCGGAGGCUAGAGAUGGCACGUGAGCAUAAACUGGUUGAAGACACCAAGGCGACGGUCCCGAUGAGCUGGUCAUGGCUGGUGCCGCAGUACGUGAUGGUUGGGGUGGCCGACGUAUUCGUGAUAGUUGGGAUGCAGGAGUUCUUUUAUGACCAGAUGCCUAGCGAGCUUCGUAGCCUUGGCAUAGCGCUCUACUGCAGUGUGAUUGGCAUUGGCGGCUUCAUCAGCGGCUCUCUCAUCUCACUCAUUGACCGCAUCACACGCAAAGGCGGUGGUGAUAGCUGGUUCUCUGACAACCUCAACCGCGCUCACCUCGACUACUUCUACUGGCUGCUUGCUGGCCUCAGUGCGGCCGAGCUCGCGCUCUACAUCUGCUUCGCUAGAGUCUACACCUACAAGGACAAGAGAGACUUUUGAGAGUGAUAACCUUGAACUGGAAGUGGAUAAUCUGCAAACGGUUUGUCACCCUAUUGGCCUUUGGUCACUUAUGUGGUACUUGAAGAAUACGCAUCUUUGGUUGUUUAAGAAACCUAUUUCAUUUUAUUGUUUUUCUGGCACUUGGCUUUGUAACAACUUGACAAUGUAUGCCAGGAAGGCAACACAACAUUUCCUUUACUAAGAAAAAACUAUAGGUAAAGAAGCAACCAAUUUGUAAACAACAUAAAUAACCCUACAAUACCCUCUA
Triticum aestivum (bread wheat) is the source of this 2041-nucleotide messenger RNA. RefSeq names its product protein NRT1/ PTR FAMILY 5.10. Gene Ontology annotation, molecular function: transmembrane transporter activity. Gene Ontology annotation, cellular component: membrane. NCBI's taxonomy places the organism in Eukaryota, Viridiplantae, Streptophyta, Magnoliopsida, Poales, Poaceae. Gene Ontology annotation, biological process: transmembrane transport. The coding region runs from base 151 to 1773 and encodes 540 amino acids. The transcript has 3 exons. The record is from RefSeq and is a predicted model, not a curated record.